GGGAGUUUUAAAGUGUGCGUUACUGGUCAGCUGUUUUUAUUAGAUACAUCAGUUUACUUCAGUUCAUGCGUUAUAGAUAUUAGUUAUGUUUAAACACAUCACAUACUAUUUGAAAUCCAGUCGGUAAAAUCUGGUCAUACUUCAGGAAACCAAUAGGGAAAUAGCAUGAAAAUAUCCUGGAAAGAUAUAUAAAACAUCAGGCAAGAUAAAAAGGGGGAAAUAAAGGCUGAUUUAUGGGGGAUAAUGGGGACAAAAGCACAAAGAAAUCUUGAAAAUUUCGCCAUUUACCUUUGGCAAGCGACAAAGUAGAUAUGUCGUUGCAUGCAACCACAUGAAAGGAAUUUCUUCAAGUCUGCCCUAUUUUAUUUAGGAAUGUCCUUUUAUAUCUCUUUUAUUUGCUGUUAUUUCCCCUUUCUUUGUUUCCUGAUGGUUGUUUCGUUACGACUAUGUUCAGUUCCCCCCAUGGGAUAACUCAAAGUACUUUGAGUUCGUCUGCGUUAUUUUGGUUGUUUAGUGUUUGUGUUACAUAAUUUGAUGAUAUCUAUGGUCAAGUGUUUCUCAGGCUUAGAGUCAAAUCUCUCUAAAUGGGUAUUUACUACUAACAUGAGAGAAGUUGUUUAGUGUUGUUCAAAUUCAGUUUUCAGUUUCAGUUUGGAAAGGACAGGAGGCUUGAUGGCCUGUGUUAGUCCUGGCAAUGAUGGUCUCUCAGCUGAUCCAACUUUCUUUUAAAGGAGUCGACGGAUGGAGCCUCAACCACGUGCCGAGGUAAGGAAUUCCAAUGAAUUCAUCGCAUUCACAAACGGGUUUCUACAACGAUGUCGUUUACCAUCAACCACUUUACUUACUUACGCCUGUUACCCCUCUUGGUGGGACAUAGACCGCAUACCUGUAUUCCCCAUCCAACCCUAUCCGGGGCAAUCCUUUCCAUUAGUUAUACAACUUUUUUAUAUCUGCUUCUAUUUCCAGGCAUAAUGUGUUCUUUGACCUUCCUCUUUUCCGCUUCCCUCCCGAAUUCCAAGUUAGGGCUUGCCUCGUGAUGCAGUUUGGUGAUUUCCGUAAUGUAUGUCCGAUCCACUUUCAACGUCUUUUCCUAAUUUCCUCCAGCUUCAAGCUGGUUUGUCCUCUCCCGUAACAGACUAUUGCUGAUGGUAUCCGGCCAGUGAAUGUUGAGUAUUUCGUGUAGACAACUGUUUAUAAAUACUUAUACCUUCCUGACGAUGGAUGUAUUAGUUCUUGACGUUUCAGCUCCGUACAAUAGGACUGUCUUGACGUUCGUAUUGAAAAUUCUCACUUUGAAAUUAGUUGACAGUUGUUUUGAGUUCCAUAUGUUCUUCAAUUGUAGAAAUACUGUCCUUGCUUUGCCAAUCCUCGCCUUUACAUCUGCAUCAAUCAGAUCCUCUUUGUUUAUCAAUUAUGUUUCCCAUGCACGUGAAUGUUUCUACAUCUUCCAGAGUUUCGCCAUCAAGUGUGACUAGGUUGGUGUUCUUCAUGUUGUAUUUGAGAAUCUUGCUUUUUCCUUUGUGUAUGUUGAGGCCUAUUGAUGCAGAGGCUGCUGCUGCAUUUGUUGUCUUCGUCUGUAUUUGUUCGUAUGUAUGGGAUAGAAGGACUAAGUUAUCUGCCAACUCCAAAUCGUCUAAUUGAUUCUGAGAUGUCCGUUUUAUUCCGUGCUUCCCGUCAGAUGUCGAAGUCUUCAUAAUCCAGUCAAUCACCAGAAGAAAGAGGAAGGGGGAGAGUAGACAGCUUUAUCUGAUUGGACAUACUGAAUAAUCAUUAUAUCUCUUUAUGGGAUCAUAAAUAAAAAUAUGUUGAACCAACUGCUAUGAGUUGUAGUGAAUUCACUAUUGCAGGAAUACUUGACCUUAUUACAGGUUUCAAUUAAAGGCUUCGAUAAUUUAUUCCCAAAAUCGUUUGACCAUGGUGUAACUUUGUUGAUUAAAAACCUAAUACUAACAUUGUCGGUAUACAAAGAUGUGACGAGGCCUCAUGGACGUUCGAUAUGGUGUUGGGUUUCUCCAGCUGUUAUAACUUAUUUUUGUUGAAGUGAAACUUCCAGAGUAAUGUAUAUUACUGACUAAAUUUAUAUAGAAAAGCGCAAUUUCUUUUUUUGUUAAGAGUAGCUUUAAAAUGUCUUUAUUGUGUUGAGAACUUUGUGUUGCUGAAUAAUGAGAUUUAUUGCGUUUGAUAUCCUUUAGUUAUCCCUUUGAGGGACACUGAGCAUCUUCACCCUAUACUACUUUUCUAAACCAAGCUUAUUAUAACGAGUGGCUUCCAGUAUAUUGAAAACUGUCUCGGAUGUGAUAAAUAACGUUUACAAUUUACAUACAGUCUUGUUAAUAUCAAGUUCUCUCACUCUUUAAGUUUAUUCUACGAUCUUAUUAGGGAAAUAUAUCAAAUACUGGGCUCAUCGAGGAAAAUACUCUCAAGAAUUAUAUCAGGAAGAGUAACAAUAGCAAACAAUAUUGGUUGAAAAUACAAUAUAUUCAAAUGUAGGGAGACAUAGGUAUCGUGAGAAUUCAAAGCUGGAUUGCAACAGAAGGAAACGCGUAUCAUGUGGGCUGUGUGGGGAUAUGGAUACCAUGGUUAGCCGGGCGCCAUUAGGAAGUAUUUCCACUUAAAGCCAAAUGAAUGUUCAUUUUUUAGGAGCUUUUACGACUUCAGUUAAUUGGUGUUCUUACUGUGGUCGUGAAUGCCAUCAGAUGUUAUCAGCCAAAAAUUCACCCGAUUUGAUUGCGUCGAUAUCUAGUUAUCUAUACAUAGUGAAUAAAAAAAUAUUUUUACAUAGUCUCUUUGCUUCAUACAUUGUUGUUAUUAUUAUCUUCUCAGCAUACUCAAGCUUUAUAAACGCUAAAAGCAUUAAUUGUACGUCAGAGUAAAUUAGGUAAUACGUUCUGUUAUCCUUCAGUGUCAAGAAGGUAUUAUUAUGCAGACCUAACACUGAGAAGUAAAUUAUAAAAAAAACCCAUACAACAUUUUUCACUUAUAUUCGCACUAGUAAAUAAGGAUACAACAACGACAUUUCAGAACAAAUAACCGCUUAAUAAUAAGGACAACAAAUCCGUCUUAUACAUAGUAAUCUUUUAAGUGUUGAAACCUCAGAAUUACACUAAAACACAUAAUCCGUUUGUUUUAUGCCAAUGGAGUCCCUUAUAAUUAUCAGUAGUGUUGUGUAACAUCAUCAGUGUUUGGUGUAACAGCAAAACCAACAGAGUUAUUUCCCGAAUGCGCGUCUUACAACCAACCAAUUUUGGUAUUUCUGUAUGUUUGUAUUUUGUGUUGAUAGUUUAGUUAUUUGACUCAGCUUUGAGUAUUAUAAGUUCCUUGGUGAGCAGGGUUAAGAGCUUGAUCUAAACUAGAGUGACCUGUAUACGGUACUACAAAGUAAGUUGGAUAAAGAGAUCUAUUCAUUGGAGCACAGUUGACUGGACUCAUGAUAUUUGUAAGCUAGCUUACGUAGGCGAUCAACUCCCUGUUAAAUGCAAAGGACACGGGAUCGACUAUUUCUUCUGGAAGUCGUAACAGUAUUUAAAUUUAGGAACUCUAUGUCUUAUUCGUUUUAGGUUCUGUGUUAUUACAAAGGUUACUACCUUGUUCACUGUUAUUCAGUUGUGCUCGUACUGAGCAGGGGUUACGGAGUAACGUUUGAAAAUUAAUGUUAGAUUUUUGACAUUACUAUACACUCAUAGCAUCGCUAAAACUCUAAGCAGUUGAUUAUACGAGUCAUAUGUUUAUCUAAUUUGAAAUAAAGUUGAGUGAAGACUUUGCAUGUUUAAAACAUACAUUUUCUGCUUUGAAAUGCCACUCAUAAAGUUUCAUUAAUCCUCCUUAAGUGACAAACGUCCGCUUGGAUCUCUCAAAAUCGGUUAUCAGAAUGUAUCUUGAUGCCAGAAGUAAUCCACGUCUAUCUAGAGGUAAUAGAUAUAUACGUCAAGCAAAUGGGACCACUCAUCGUGCCUCUUCUCGUUCAGCAACAUCAGUACAUACUUACCGGUGUCCAAGUUCAGUAGCAGAUAAUUUUAACAGUGGAUCUGGACAUCGUAACCAUUAUAGACCAUGUGACCGCCUUUGCUAUCCGUAUAGGAGAAAUAAUCCGUCGAUGACUGUCAGUGGCUUUUUAGGCCCCCCUUCAAGAAACUUUGACCACAGAAGAGGUUCUCCAUAUUCCGGACAUGAAUUUGAUGGCCAUCAAAUUAUUCGGACGCUAUCAACCUCUGAGUCUCCAACCAAUCCAAACUAUUCGGUUGAGUCCACCUACCUAGUUCAAACUGGUUCUUCAGAAAGUGAUACUUCCUUGUCUUUUCAACAACGACCAAAAACUACCUUAAAAGUAAAUUGUGAGCCUAAAAAUCAUGAUAAUUUGAGAAGUAACCUUAUCGAUGGAUUGCGCAACAGCACAUAUCAGUGUAUGAUAUGCAUUUCAGAAAUUCGUGUUACUGACCCAAUAUGGUCAUGUGCUACGUGUUAUCAUAUUUACCACCUAUCAUGUAUUAGGUCUUGGGCCAAAAAAUCAUUCCAAGAACAUAACAUCGAAUCUGAUUCAUCUCCCGUUUGGCGUUGUCCAUCUUGUCAGACAACUUAUGACUUGUCUCCCCAACUAAUUUCUUAUCGAUGCUUUUGUGGACGCACUAAAAAUCCUGAAUUUCACCCUGCUCGUAUGACAAUACCACAUGGUUGUGACCAGGUUUGCAAUAAAGUGAAACGUAUAACUUCUGAAUCCAGUUUGUCUGAUUAUCAGUGCACUCACCUUUGCACAGAACUUUGUCAUCCAGGUCCAUGCCCUCCAUGUUUAGCAACCAUCACUUUGAGUUGCCCAUGUGGAAAAUCUCAACGUUCUGCUACUUGUGGUGAUCCUAAUCUUCAACCAUGUGGUCAAAUAUGUAAACGUCAACUUUCAUUUAACUGCGCAACUGGUUUCCAUACAUGUUUAUCAACUUGUCAUUAUGGCUCCUGUAAUCCUUGUCAGUGGAUAAUUGAAACAGCUUGUUUUUGUGGUCAGGAUAAUAAUGUAAAGUUGAUUUGUGGCAGUAAUGAAAUACGAAAAUGCACUUUUUCUACGAAAGAUUUACAAACUUUACGUACAAAUUUUGUGGAAUUUCAAAGUAAAAUGACCAGUAACAAUUAUUCUGAUAUUUUAAAACUUCAGCAAAUAUCAAUUACUGAUGAUUUAUCAUUAUGUGCUAAUGAUGAUUUAAAUAGUAGUUUAUCCUCUCAAUUAUCCAAACAUGAUAGCCAUAAUACGGAUUCGACUAGAAUAGUUGAUGAUAAUAAUGAACAGAUUACUUCAUCUAGUUUGCUAUCGGUUAAAAUUGGUCCUUCUUUCUCAUGUAAUCGUGUGUGUGAUCGUCAGUUAAGUUGCAAAAAUCAUAAGUGUUCAAAUUUUUGUCAUUCUGGAGAAUGUCCACCGUGUGCACUUGAUCCGGCAUGGUGUUUAACUUGUCCUUGUGGAAAAACACCCCUCACUAAAUUGGUAUCCACAGGUUGUUUAUACGGAAAUCGACAAUCUUGUACGGAUCCUUUACCUACUUGUCCUAAUAUCUGUGGACGUCCUAGACCACUAUGUGGUCAUACAUGUUCAGAAUAUUGUCAUAUUGGCCCUUGUCCUCCAUGUAAAUUAUCUAUUUCGUUAAAAUGUCGUUGUGGACAAAGUUCAAAAGUAAUAACAUGUCAAGAAUUCUCUAAAUUAUCAGAUAAAGAAGGUGUUCCUGAACUCUGUUGUCAACGUGUAUGUAAGAAGAAAUUAAUUUGUGGUCGACAUAAAUGCAAAACAUUAUGUUGUAAUGAUACUAUGCACUCAUGCCCUGAAAUCUGUGGCCGUCGAUUAUCUUGCCAAUUACAUUAUUGUGAAGAACAGUGUCAUUCAGGCCCAUGCAAUUCUUGUUGGCGUGGUGUGAUUUAUUCAGAACUAGUAUGCCGUUGUGGUCACACUAUACUGCAUCCCCCUCAGCCCUGUGGAUCUAGUGCACCUGAAUGUAAUCAACCUUGUAGUCUCGCGCAUAAUUGUGAUCAUCCAGUUAAACAUACAUGUCAUAUGGAACCUAAGUGCCCACCUUGUACAGUCAUAAUGGAUAAAGUUUGUCCAGGAGGACACGGAGUACAGUUUAAAGUGCCUUGUUUUCAAGAAGUGCGAAGUUGUGGUCGAAUUUGCAAUAAACCACUUCCAGGUUGCUCACAUCUUUGUCAGCGUAAAUGUCACGCUGGUCCUUGUUUGGAUCUAGCUUCAUCCGACGAAGAAUGUAAUACUGUAUGCAUCCAACCCUGUCAAAAACCUCGUCCUGGUUGCGGACAUCCAUGUGGUUUACCUUGUCACGAAGUCCGAAAUCAAUCAUGUUUAGAGGCUUUUACCAAUCACGGUUUAGAAAGCCAGUUGAUUUGCACUGCAUUAGUAGAUGUCGUCUGUCGCUGUGGCAAACUCAAACAAAGUCAACAAUGUCAUCAGGUGUAUGCAAAGCAAUAUCUACUUUUAGAGCAUGAACGCAAUGUGAGCGGUGCAUCAUUGACAAAUAUUCAUCCACUUUUUACUGAGCAUGAUUCUCAAAAGCCAAUACCUUUAUUAGCAUGUGAUAAUUCUUGUACUAGUUCUACAGAGUCACAUACAAACAGUCAAUAUGCUAAUACAAGCGCUUGGAAAAGAGGUUUUACAAACAGCUCUGAUGCUGAGUUGCCUAACUCAGAUGGAGAUGAAUGCCCAUUUGAUCCUCCAGAGUAUCCUGACCAAUUAAAGCAGUUUGCACUAAGAAAUUUUACUUUUGUUGAAAAUACUGAAGAACAAUUGAGAAGCAUGAUUGUGCAAUUCUUGAAAUCCAAUAUUGAACCUACUGAUCCAAAUAAUCCUAAAGAAUACCCCCGAGUUUUGACUCAUCGUUUUCCUCCUAUGAAUAAAAGGAAACGUCGAUUCAUUCAUGAUAUUGUAGAAUACUAUGGUAUAGAAGCUUGUACAUGUGAUCCGGGACCUAACUGUCAUGUAAUGGUUAUUGCGAGACGUGGUUAUUCCAAACUACCUGCGGGAUCAAUGAGCAAUCGUGGAAGCCUAACCAACGUGCUCAAACGAGAAUGUCCUGGAGUCGUGAAGCCUUCCAACGAACAACCAAAAUUGCUAAAAGAUCCUAAGACUGACUGUAAUGUAUUACCUGCUUCAAAUAUUUCGACUUUGUCUUAUGCUCAAAUAUUACGUGGAGAACUUACCUAACAAAACGGUAUUUACGGAAGACUUUCAUUCUCUGAAUUAAGUUAGACAUACCUUUCUGUGAUGCACAGUCCUCUAGAUUCCUUCGAUUUUUAUUCGAAUUAAUCCUUUUAUCCUGUUGUAUUUACAUGAGGUUAUUUUUUUAAACUAAAUAUUCAUAAAUCGCUUUAGUCACUGACGAUAUUUUCUUACAUAUAAUCCACUGUAAGUAAAUCUCUCACUACCGUAAUCCGCCUCGUAGUUUUCCUAUACUAUGGUGACAAGCUAUUUAAAAUCGAAAAAGUGUCUUCUAUUUUCUUACCAAGACUCAUAAAUAAGUGACUUAUAUAAAAGUCAAGUAAUGUAAUGUGUUCAAAUCUAAAAGAGAGCAAAGCACGUGUUGAAAGCG
Molecule: messenger RNA, 7568 nt
Organism: Schistosoma rodhaini
Lineage: Eukaryota; Metazoa; Platyhelminthes; Trematoda; Strigeidida; Schistosomatidae
Source: the annotation of a GenBank genome assembly